Messenger RNA from Diversispora eburnea, 355 nucleotides. The record is from the annotation of a GenBank genome assembly. NCBI's taxonomy places the organism in Eukaryota, Fungi, Glomeromycota, Glomeromycetes, Diversisporales, Diversisporaceae.
AAAUAGAUCAGAUAAACCUGAAAGUCAAAUAUUGAGAUUUUCAGAUAAUAACACGUUUAAAGAUACUUUUAGAACAUAUAAAGAUAUCACAGAAAAUGAAAAUAUGCAGAACAAAACAACACUAAAUUUUUUUUGGAGAAACACAGAAAUAGAUGACAAUAUUCUAAAAUAUACUAAAUCCAUAACAGAUUCAGAUAAAAUUCUAAAUAAGAUAGAAUUUAACUUCAAGGGGACAUCUGAAAAAAAAUGGAAAAAAUUCAAAUUCCAGAUUGAAUUAACUGUAGCAGAAAAUGUCACCUUUGGAAUUGACAAUAUUGAAGAAAAAUGGAAUUUUUUCCAAAAUGUCAUAAUUUGA